AUGACCUACGCCAUCACCGGCAUUCCCCUGGACUCGGGGCCCAUCCCGGUCCGCAAAGACAUCGAUGACUGGUACAGAGAACAGACCAGUCAAGGUGGAAACCGCAUCCAGCUUACUCUGUUCGUGGAGGCGUUGACUGCCAUGCAGAAGCGCCACAUAGACCAUAAUUUAUCUUAUUUCCGUCUGGCCGGAAUUCAUUCUGCGCCCUGGGCUAAGUGGGACGGCAAGGCCCAACCCUCGCCAGAGACUGGCAGGAUACGGGGAUACUGUGUCCAUAACCACUACACCUUUCCGACCUGGCACCGGGUGUACAUGCUGUUGUUCGAGCAAGUCGUGUACGAAGCAAUGAUCGACUUCAUCAAAACAACCGACAAGGUCCCGAACGCCGUCAAGGCUAAAUGGACGGCAGAGGCAAAGCAAUGGCGUCUGCCUUACUGGGACUUUGCCCGGUUCGCCAUACACCAAGGCAAAGUACUGGACGAACUGCGGCUCCCCAUUUUGGCGACAAUUCCAGAAGUGAGAGUCAUCACCAUGAUUGAUCCGAAAACGGGGCAAAACAGUCUCAAGAAUAUACCGAACCCAAUGUACUGCUUCAAAACUGCCCCGCCCAUGGGCGAGUUGACGGGUGAGUGCAAAAUCGCCAGCGAAUCAAUGGAAAACGGAGGAUCCCUUCCUUGGGACAAGUGUGCAUCGACGACAAAGUACGGCCUCCUAGACGGCUUCCAUGCAGACGUCUGGGUCGACGGAGGACAAAACUGGCUCCGAUCCAACUUGGCUCUAAACGAGCAUCCGUGGUAUCAAGACAUGAAGGAGUGGGACUCGGUUCCGACGCUUCAGGACAUGACCUUUCGCCUGUUGACGUGCGACUUGAACAGCUGGGGCAGCUUUUCGUCGACCCGGUUCUACGACAAGGAAUCCCAGCCCAAGGAUUGGCUUUCCCUCGAAGCGGUGCACAACAACAUCCAUGUGAGUUGCACAGAUGGCAGAACCCUUCCCGAAGAGAUGUCAGUUGGUCUAACAUUGCGGAGAAUUGGGUGGGAGGCUGGCAAUUCAGCCGCCCUAACAAGAAUAGUAGGAAACUCUGGGGAGCCGGCCACAUGGGAAGCGUCUUCAUGGCUGCUUUUGACCCGCUGUUCUGGGCAUACCAUUGGUAAGUCGUCUGUCCGGUUGCUCAUCUACGCUCGAAAUUCGUCGUUGUUUCUGACGCAGGCCGUUAGCAACAUCGACCGGUUGACAGCCAUCUGGCAGAAGCUAAAUCCGGGCAAGUGGUUUGAUGACCCAAAAAGCCAGUCACAAAGGAACAACUAUCUGUCCCCGUUUCAUAAAGACACUCGGGGCACAUUGUACAGGUCUGACGAUGUGCAGGACUGCCGCGUCUUGCACUAUGAAUACGACAUCACCAGGUCGGACCCAAGCGUGAUUAAGCAGAAGAUUCAAGAGCUGUACGGAAACAAAACUAUGCAUAUUUAUAAGCAGAUUUCUCAACGCCACCAGGGCGUACUUGGCGACUACAUCGUCACCGUUCUAUACGACAGAUAUGCCCUUGCGGGCCGACCUUUCGUCAUCAACAUCUUCUUUGGCGCGGUGGAUGGCAGGGACUUUUACGGCCCAGAGUCGCGGAACUUUGUGGGCAGUGUCUUCAACUUUAGCGGUCCGCUGGAUGUGAGCGGCUGUGGCAAAUGCCGGGAGCAGCGGGAGCAGGGCGUCAUGUCCGUGUCGCAGAUCCCGGCUACUCUGUCCGUCCACUGGUACAUGACGACGUACAGCACUGUCCCCAGGCCGUCUUACGUUGUGGUGGACUCUGUCGGCAAGGUGAGUGCCGGAUUGUCGUAG
Molecule: messenger RNA, 1833 nt
Organism: Metarhizium acridum CQMa 102
Lineage: Eukaryota; Fungi; Ascomycota; Sordariomycetes; Hypocreales; Clavicipitaceae
Source: RefSeq, a predicted model, not a curated record